Caenorhabditis remanei is the source of this 696-nucleotide messenger RNA. RefSeq lists its product as uncharacterized. NCBI's taxonomy places the organism in Eukaryota, Metazoa, Nematoda, Chromadorea, Rhabditida, Rhabditidae. Gene Ontology annotation, molecular function: DNA-binding transcription factor activity, RNA polymerase II-specific; RNA polymerase II transcription regulatory region sequence-specific DNA binding. The coding region runs from base 1 to 696 and encodes 231 amino acids. The record is from RefSeq and is a predicted model, not a curated record. Gene Ontology annotation, biological process: regulation of transcription by RNA polymerase II. The transcript has 3 exons.
AUGAUGAUGGAAUACGGUGGAUACUUCUCAAGUAGUGCUGUAGCUCAGCAAGCAGUGGAUGUUCCAACUUCUGCUCCAUCUUCAGUUGCCAACUCGUUCUUCUACACUCCACAAUCUCAUAAUAUCUAUCAUCAAUACACAACUCCAUACCUUCAAGGAGGAAGAGCACUCACCACAGCUCAAAAUUCAUCGAGUUCUUCCACUGGAAACUCCACAUCUUCAUCUAGUACUUCUAAUUAUAGAAACUCAACUCAUGACUCUUUGCAAGCUUUUUUCAACACUGGAUUGCAAUAUCAACUGUAUCAAAAGUCUCAGUUAAUUGGAAAUGAGACAAUUCAAAGGACAAGUAAUAAUGUGUUGAAUGGAAUACAGAGGAAUUCUUUGGUUGGAGCCCUUUGCUCAUCGGGUGCCCCACUGAACCCAGCUGAACGUCGAAAACAACGUCGAAUCCGAACAACAUUCACUUCUGGACAAUUGAAAGAAUUGGAGAGAGCAUUCUGUGAGACUCAUUAUCCAGAUAUCUAUACGAGAGAAGAGAUUGCAAUGAGAAUUGAUUUGACUGAAGCAAGAGUUCAAGUCUGGUUUCAGAAUAGAAGAGCAAAAUAUCGGAAACAAGAGAAAUUGAGAAGAGUCAAGGAUGAUGAGGAUCCGGCGAAGAAAGAGAUUCUUCUAGACGAAAUUAUUGAUCAGAUUUGA